AUGGUGGCUAUAGUUAAAAAUUGGUUAAAAAAAGAAAAAUAUGGAGAAGGAAAAUGGUGGUUAUUAUUAUUAGCAUACAAUAAUACUAAGAAUAGCAAGGGGAAUUCUCCAGCAGAGAUGUUUUUAGGUAGAAAAACAAGAACGGAAUUAGAUUUUUUGAAAGAAAAAAUAAAGCCAAAAGAUAAUACAUAUGAUGAUAAAAUUAAAGUUGGAAGUUUGGUAUGGAUUCUUCUGUUUGAGGGUCCAGUUAAAUGGGGGAAAGGAAUAGUAAGCAAGAAUAUAGGAAGAAAAAAAGUUGAAGUAGAAAUUGAAGGACAAGAAGGGACAUAUACAAGACACCUGAAACAAAUAAGGCAUAGAAGCUUAGGACAUUAA
Gordionus sp. m RMFG-2023 is the source of this 375-nucleotide messenger RNA. RefSeq lists its product as uncharacterized. The record is from RefSeq and is a predicted model, not a curated record. The transcript has a single exon. Bases 1 to 375 code for a protein of 124 amino acids. NCBI's taxonomy places the organism in Eukaryota, Metazoa, Nematomorpha, Gordioida, Chordodea, Parachordodidae.